Messenger RNA from Porites evermanni, 1416 nucleotides. The record is from the annotation of a GenBank genome assembly. NCBI's taxonomy places the organism in Eukaryota, Metazoa, Cnidaria, Anthozoa, Scleractinia, Poritidae.
AUGGAUCAUAAGAAUAACAUGUACGUUCUUAACAACGAAUAUGAAAACCGUAAAUCGAUCUGUGAGCGAUUAUAUAAAAUAUACAAAUCUUAUGACUUCGUAUGGUGUAAUCAAUCAUACACCUCGCUGGCAACUUCAUUAUUUAAACACAUGAGAGGCUAUCUUCCGGAAUCACAAUAUGACACCAAAACACGGGAGAUAUUAGAAGAUUUUUAUCCUCGACCACUACAAUGGUGUUCAACUGACCCAGCACCCGAUAAUUUAGUGUCAUUAAAUAUCUCAAAAUGUUAUCCUUCUAUACUGAUCGAUAAUGAAUCACCAAUACCAUUAUAUACAAUCCACGAUAUUAUCAAGCCCUUUGAUGGGGUAUUUAAGACUGGCGAAUAUUACAUCGAAGAAUAUGUCAUCGAAAAACGACUAAGAAAAGGUAUCAAAAUAGAGGCUGGUUUUUAUCGCAAACAAUUAGUACAAACAUUGAUCGCAAAGUUUAAGAUGCCUAUCUCUAAUGUCAAAUGGUAUAUCCAAGCACGUAAAACAUUAGUCCUGGAUACAUUCAAGAAUUACAUGUUAGCAAUCUUUUCAAUGUUCCCAGAACCCCAAGCAAAAUUAAUAGCAAACAGUUACAUCGGUGAACUGGGUAGAAAAUAUAGUCGCAAAGACCAUGGUUUUACAUGUAACUCACUAGAUACGGCACAGUGCAUCUGGACAUCUGCUGUUGCCGAGAAUCGUGAUGUUGUUAUUGACAGUUAUCAGAAUCCAAACACUAAACAAGAAUUAUACCUAAUCAGAGAGCGUCAAAUUGAGCGCAUAUUUUCUGACAAUACAUCAAUCAACCGCUUUGUUAUCUCACAGUCCAUAUUAAAAUGUUUGAACAUGUUACAUGACAAUGCGAGUCACGAUAAUGAUGGCAAUGGAAUCAGUCAAGUGUAUGCAAUCAAUACUGACGGCGUAUUUAUGACUAAUCCUAAAAACCAAUACCCCAACAAGAAAGAUGUCGAAUUUACAACUGACAGUAUCGGAAAGAUAUUCCAAACUGAUAGCCCAGCUGUAUAUUCCGAGAAACAUUACAGGGAGAAUUUUAAUCCUAAUAAUUACUCCGAUUAUGUGGGAGACGGUGCUAUUUAUUAUGGCGGCGCCGGAUGCGGUAAAACAUACAGAUUAUGCCAAAAGGCACUAGCAGCCGAUGGCCCCAUAAUCCUAUCAUUUACUAAUAAGGCUAUCCAGAAUGUAAAAUCGGUAUUGUGUGAUGUGUACAAUAAUUAUGAGGUAGCUAAGAAGUGUUAUACUUUUGAUCUGUUCUUUUGUGAUCAUCACGGACGUGACAUAACAGCACUAGAGGGCAAAACAAUAUUUGUGGACGAAUACUCCAUGACUCCUCAUAAGUGGAUGAAGGAAGCUCUAUCAAGCGUUCACUAA